AUACCGCUCAACUGCCUUCCGUUCAGCUCUCGUCCUCCAUUUCUCUUCCAUACACAUCAACAUCCCCAAACAUCGUACACAAUACACAACAAACACACCGUCGGCCGCCCCUCGCUAGCCGCUUCCCAAACAUACUUCACGCCACGCCGCCUUUCCUAGGCUUGCAACAAUGAGGAUAGCCGCCUCGACGCUGCUCGUGGGCGCCGCCUCGGCCGCCAUCCACAUCCAGGAUGACGGCUCCCAGCACGUCCUGGGCGCCGCGCCCCUGGCCGACGCCGUCAAGCCCAUCGGCGAGUCGUGGCAGAAGCCGCUCAAGUCGCUCGAGGACUUCCUCGGCUCCAUGACGUCCGAGGCCAAGGCCGUGUGGGACGAGCUGAGGCUCCUCGUCCCCGACGCCGACAAGCAGGCCGCCACCCUCCUCUCGUCCCCCAAGCCCCACGUCCGCAAGCCUGACAGCGCCUGGGACCACGUUGUCAAGGGUGCCGACGUCCAGUCGCUCUGGGUUGAGAGCGAAGGCGCCGAGAAGCACCGCAAGGUUGACGGCCGCCUCGAGGACUACAACCUGCGCGCCAAGGCUGUCGACCCAUCCAAGCUCGGCGUUGACAAGGUCAAGCAGUACAGCGGCUAUCUCGAUGAUGAGGCCAACGACAAGCACCUGUUCUACUGGUUCUUCGAGUCGAGGAACGAUCCCAAGAAGGACCCCGUCAUCCUUUGGCUCAACGGCGGUCCGGGCUGCUCGUCCCUCACCGGCCUGCUCUUCGAGCUGGGUCCGGGCUCCAUCAACGACAAGAUCAAGAUCGUCCACAACCCCCACGCCUGGAACAACAACGCCUCGGUCAUCUUCCUGGACCAGCCCGUCAACGUCGGCUACUCGUACUCGGGCUCGUCGGUCAGCAACACGGUGGCCGCCGGCAAGGACGUCUACGCCCUCCUGACCCUCUUCUUCCACCAGUUCCCCGAGUACGCCCACCAGGACUUCCACAUUGCGGGCGAGUCUUACGCUGGCCACUACAUCCCCGUCUUUGCCUCGGAGAUCUUGUCGCACAAGCGCCGCAACAUCAACCUUAAGUCAGUCCUCAUCGGCAACGGUCUCACAGACGGCCUGACCCAGUACGAGCACUACCGCCCCAUGGCCUGUGGCGAGGGUGGCUGGGACGCCGUGCUGGAUGAGUCUGAGUGCCGCGCCAUGGACAACGCCCUGCCGCGCUGCCAGUCCAUGAUCCAGAACUGCUACGACAGCGGCAGCGUCUGGAGUUGCGUGCCCGCCUCGAUCUACUGCAACAAUGCCAUGAUCGGCCCCUACCAGCGCACCGGCCGCAACGUCUACGAUAUUCGCGGCCCCUGCAAGGACAGCGGAAACCUCUGCUACCCUGAGCUGGGCUACAUCUCCAACUUCCUGAACCGUCAAGAGGUUAUGGAGGCGCUCGGUGCCGAGGUUAGCACGUACGACUCGUGCAACUUCGACAUCAACCGCAACUUCCUCUUCCAGGGCGACUGGAUGCAGCCCUUCCACCGCCUCGUCCCCGGCCUGCUUGACGAGAUCCCCGUUCUCAUCUACGCUGGCGACGCUGACUACAUUUGCAACUGGCUCGGCAAUCAGGCCUGGACCGAGGCUCUGGAGUGGAAGGGCAAGAAGGCAUUCAACGGCGCCGACCUCAAGGAUCUGACCUUGGCCACCGCCGGCGAUGCCAAGCCCUACGGCCGCGUCAAGUCCAGCGGAAACUUUACCUUUAUGCGUAUCUACCAGGCCGGCCACAUGGUCCCUUACGACCAGCCCGAGCCGUCUGUGGAUUUUGUCAACAGGUGGUUGGGUGGCGAGUGGUUCUCCGCUUAGGGCCUAGGCCAACAGUAUCAGCCCUUGGGACUAUGAAGCCUCGACACGACGAAAUGAAGGACUCAUUGUCUUUUUGAAACUAUCUCUAUUCUUUCACUCUGCUUUUGAAUAAACCCAGACUGAUUUUAGCCCUUGCUGACACUUAUCGUCUUUAUUUGCCGCCAAAUCCUUGUGCCAGUGUGAAAUGAUACCCUUUCCC
This is a messenger RNA of Gaeumannomyces tritici R3-111a-1, 2033 nucleotides long. RefSeq names its product carboxypeptidase Y. Lineage: Eukaryota; Fungi; Ascomycota; Sordariomycetes; Magnaporthales; Magnaporthaceae. The record is from RefSeq and is a predicted model, not a curated record. Gene Ontology annotation, cellular component: fungal-type vacuole. The transcript has a single exon. Gene Ontology annotation, molecular function: serine-type carboxypeptidase activity. Bases 170 to 1834 code for a protein of 554 amino acids. Gene Ontology annotation, biological process: proteolysis.